This is a messenger RNA of Carya illinoinensis, 1399 nucleotides long. Its product is annotated as lipid phosphate phosphatase epsilon 2, chloroplastic-like. The coding region runs from base 126 to 1025 and encodes 299 amino acids. The transcript is spliced from 4 exons. Lineage: Eukaryota; Viridiplantae; Streptophyta; Magnoliopsida; Fagales; Juglandaceae. Gene Ontology annotation, biological process: lipid biosynthetic process; protein N-linked glycosylation. Gene Ontology annotation, cellular component: intracellular membrane-bounded organelle; endoplasmic reticulum membrane. The record is from RefSeq and is a predicted model, not a curated record. Gene Ontology annotation, molecular function: dolichyldiphosphatase activity.
AGCCAUUUGCCCCCACACGUUAUUCACACUUUUUUACUCACACAAUCUUCUUCUUAAAUGGCUGUUCGCUUGUUCCAUCCUCUCUUUGCCUACGCCGACUUCUCGUCCUUUCCCACUGUAGAGCAAUGUCGUCAACCCCCAAUGUUAAUGUUUUGUACCGCCCACCCUUCCAAGAUCUCUCUAGUUUUCGUACUAAGUUCAAGUCUAUAAAUUCUGCAUUCGCCGUCAGCUUAUCAAUAUCAAUAUCAAUAUCAAUAUCAAAAUCGGGUUCCUUUGGUGGGUUUGUCUCAAGCAAACGUUUUUGUGAUAGAAAUAGAUUCAAGGGUACGAACCCCAUGCCUGAAUUGAGUAAAGUUUCUGCUUUCAAAGGUGGUGACCAUGAUGAAGGUAUUAGCGUGCUUUCUCAGGAAACUAUAGUAGAUAGGUCGUCCAGGUUUCCUCGGGAGUUUAUGGCUGAUGGGCUGGAACCCACUCUCAAUCGAAUGAGCAAGUGGCUUGUAGCUGCCCUUUUUGGUGGCGUCAUUCUUUUGAGGCAUGAUUCAGAAGCUUUGUGGGCUGCUAUGGGGUCGGUUGUAAAUUCUGCGCUUUCUUUGGUACUCAAACAGAUUUUAAACCAAGAGCGGCCUCUUUCUACAAUGAGAUCUGACCCUGGGAUGCCAUCUUCACAUGCACAAUCCAUCUUCUUCAUUGUUGUGUUUUCUAUUCUGUCAAUUGUGGAAUGGCUUGGGAUAAAUGAAUUUACAGUAAUCAUCGGCGGUCUUGUCUUGGCGUUCGGUUCAUAUCUUACAUGGCUGCGGGUCUCACAACAAUUCCACACCGUUAGCCAAGUUGUUGUGGGUGCCGUCUUGGGAUCCGUCUUCAGUAUUUUGUGGUUAUGGUCUUGGGAUGCUUUUGUUCUAAAAGCAUUUGAUUCAAGCUUAUGGGUUCGAAUAGUUGUUGUUCUGGGAGCUGUUGGGUUGUGCCUAGGUUUUCUUGUACAUGUAGUUCGUAAUUGGUUUCAGGAUGAGGAGGAAUUCUCUAAUUAAAAUGAAAAUAAUAUUACUCAAAACCAAGAUGCAUUAUUCUAACCUGGGGUUUCUUGUAUACGUAGUUCGUUAAUUUGGUUUUAGGAUGAACAUGCAAGCUCAAACAAAUGUGCAUAUCAUACAAUACAAUAAAGGCCUUUACCUUUUAUGUUACAAAUCAGAUUGUAGCGGCAGGAGUAAAAACUCUGGGCUGCGAAGCCACACUUCCAUAAAUCUUCUGAUUGUACAGCAGGUUAGUUGUCUCAUUCAUGGUUUAAGAGAACUUGAGAUUAGGCUGCUGUGAAUGGUGUUUUCCUUUUCUUGUAAUUUCACUGAAUUAGACAUUGUAUAAAAUGUAUGAGCAGAUCAAUGAGACUUGUUUUGGAUGUUAGUUA